CCCAAAACAUAAAAAGCUGACAAACAAAAACAAACAAACAAACGAGACUCGGCGUCUCUCAGCUUCCACCAAACUUCACGGUGACGGUGGGGCUUUAUAUUGACAAGAAGAAGAAAGUCAGAACAUUGCCACGUAACCCCCAAAAAACUAAAUCAUCCCUCUCUCUCUCUUUCUCUCUCUCUCUCUCUCCUCUGUAUCUCUCUUCCAUUUCCCCUUCUAAACCAUGUCGGUCGCCGGAGCAAUCAACUCCUCACCCGACGCACCCGUUCCCCGCCGCCGUGUCGACGCAAUCUCCGAACGUCCCUUAAAUCCCGCCGAUUUAACCACCGGUAACGAACCCACGGAUAUGAACGACGGAGGAGAUACGAAAACCGAUCAAGACACCGCAUCAUCUUCGGAAGGUCACUACCACAAAAUCCACAACCACCCAGCGAUGAUUCGUUUCCUCUCCCUCCGUAAAUUACUCCGAUCUCCGUUUUUAGGGUUUAGAUCUGGGAAGAACGUCGGCCGUCGGAUCUUGGGCCUCCUCAUGGCUCUCGUUGUCGCGUCAGUGUUCCUCAAGGUGUACCUCGUUGGUGGUGUGCACACGAGGUUGAACGAGAUUGUUGUCGUUAGAUCGUUCCGUGAUGAUCGGUCGUUGGCGCGACGGGAAGUGGUGGAGGAGAAUCAAGCUUCUUCGUUUCAGCCAAUGCGUGUCCUUGAAAAGAUUCCAGAAAUUUGGCAGAAACCUGAAAGCGGGCAGUAUCGUCAAUGUGUCGCGCGUCCUAAGAACAAGACGAGACUGGGCCAGAAAACCAAUGGGUAUCUUAUAGUACACGCAAAUGGAGGAUUGAAUCAGAUGAGAACCGGGAUAUGUGACAUGGUUGCUGUUGCCAAGAUUAUGAAUGCAACUCUUGUUCUUCCUCUUCUCGACCAUGAAUCUUUCUGGACUGACCCGAGCACAUUCAAAGAUAUUUUCGACUGGAGAAACUUCAUGAAUGUACUGAAACACGAUGUUGACAUUGUAGAGUAUUUGCCUCCUGAGUAUGCCGCCAUGAAGCCUCUUCUCAAGGCCCCUGUUUCUUGGUCAAAGGCUAGUUACUACAGAAGCGAAAUGCUGCCACUUCUAAAACGUUACAAGGUGUUAAAGUUCAUGCUUACCGACUCACGGCUUGCUAACAAUGCCUUGCCACCUUCAAUCCAACGGUUGAGAUGUCGUGCUAAUUACAAGGCACUGGUGUACACGAAAGAGAUCGAGGACCUCGGAAAGGUAUUGGUUAACCGUUUAAGAAACAACAGUGAGCCAUAUAUCGCUCUGCAUUUGAGAUACGAGAAGGACAUGCUUGCCUUUACAGGUUGCAGCCACAAUCUUACAUCUGAGGAAGCCGAAGAUCUGAGAAUCAUGAGAUACAAUGUCAAACACUGGAAGGAGAAAGAGAUUGAUAGCAUAGAGAGACGGAUUCAAGGCGGAUGUCCCAUGUCUCCGAGAGAAGCAGCCAUAUUUCUAAAGGCAAUGGGAUAUCCAUCCUCCACUACUGUAUAUAUAGUUGCUGGUGAAAUCUAUGGAAGCAAGAGUAUGGAUGCUUUCCGUGCAGAGUACCCAAAUGUCUUCUCUCAUUCAACUCUUGCAACUGAAGAAGAGUUAGAGCCUUUCAGUCCGUACCAGAACCGGCUUGCUGCGUUGGACUACAUUGUGGCCCUUGAAAGCGAUGUUUUUGUGUAUACUUAUGAUGGCAACAUGGCUAAGGCUGUACAAGGGCACAGAAGGUUUGAAGGGUUUAGGAAGUCCAUAAAUCCAGACAGGUUGAAUUUUGUUAGACUGAUAGAUCAUUUUGAUGAUGGCUUCAUAUCUUGGGAAGAGUUUGCUUCCGAGGUUAAGCGACUAAACAGAGACAGAAUUGGAGCGCCAUAUGCGAGACUGCCUGCUGCACUUCCCAGACUAGAGGAAAAUUUCUAUGCGAACCCACAACCUGAUUGCAUCUGUAAGAAGUCUCAUCCUGGCAGCUCUGGCAAAAAAUCAAGUCUAAGAACAGAGUCAAAGACAUGGAAGAAGAGUUCUUUAAGAUAG
Molecule: messenger RNA, 2047 nt
Organism: Eruca vesicaria subsp. sativa (arugula)
Lineage: Eukaryota; Viridiplantae; Streptophyta; Magnoliopsida; Brassicales; Brassicaceae
Source: the annotation of a GenBank genome assembly